CCGCCCGUUUCCCCGCUACGCGACUGCGAACACCGCGCCGCGUCCGCGUCAUUGAACAACAAGACUCGCUCGAUGGCAGGCGUUUUCCUGCCAAUAUGAAAAAAAGAGUUUUAAGCAACUCUAUCACAAAACACGCGAUAGUGGAAUUUAUAUGUUAUCUUUAUUUUAUAAAUAAUUUAUUUUUAUAGUGUUAUUGCAAUGAAAAACAUAUUUUUUAUUUAUUAGUGAAUGAUAGUCAAAUUAUUGUAAAAUUACGGCUGUUGUGUCUCCGUAUAGUGCCCUGUGAUUUAAUUUAAAUGUUAUAAGCUUCAGUAAAACAAAAUUGCAGAUGUCAGUGUCAGUGUGGUUUUAUAAUCAAGUUCUGUACAUGGUUGAGUGAUCGAUUUGUAACUCGAUUUAAAGUGUCAUCGAAAUUCUAUUGACUGGACAUCACUAUCUGUCAUCCAUAGGUGGAAAACCUACAAGAAUUGUGGACGGCACUGAUUCAAAUAUGUGUUGUGAUUUGCAGAUGCUCUCGGUACAAGUGCCGGGGUGCGCGGGCAUGGAGCGGCUGGGCGCGCCGGGGGGGCCGCGCCUACGGCACGAUCACAGACAUCACCAUUCCGCAUUGGAAUGGGAGAAGCAGCAGAGACUGCAGGCGAUGGUGGUGGGGCGUCUCCAGGAGAUGGUGGAGCAGGAGACGCGCGCGCGCUCCGCCGCAGCCGCCGAGCGCCUCGGCCUGCCUCCCAGUAUACAGCUGCCCGACGGAGAAUAUGGACAGGACGCCCAUCUGCAGUUACGGGCACCUUAUCAGCAAGACGAGCUGACGAGAAGCAGCGUGCAGCCUCCACCGAACAAGUGCGUGAGCGACGUGCCGGAGUGGGCGGGCGCGGCGGAGGCGCCGCGGCGCGGCGGGGGCGGGGGCGGCGGCGGUGGGGGCGCGGGCAAGAAGGACGGGCUGCUGCAGAAGGCGACGCGCUGGUGGGUGCGCAUGGGCGCGCGGCCGGCGCCCGCGCUGCUGCCGGCGCCGCCGCCGCCCGUGGUCAUGGUGCCGCGCCGCGCCGCGCCCUCGCCGCCGCCCGACGCGUGACGCCGCCGCGCCGCAGCACCCCUCUACCAUAUCACGCUUACAUUCCAUUAUCGGGACGAUCAGACUCGCCGGAGUGCACGCGCGUCCCGAAGUAUUAUAGACUUGGUAUUUAUUUAUUUGGGACUCGCGCCGGC
Messenger RNA from Pectinophora gossypiella (pink bollworm), 1203 nucleotides. RefSeq lists its product as uncharacterized. The transcript is spliced from 4 exons. The record is from RefSeq and is a predicted model, not a curated record. Lineage: Eukaryota; Metazoa; Arthropoda; Insecta; Lepidoptera; Gelechiidae. Bases 491 to 1069 code for a protein of 192 amino acids.